AUGGGGAAAUUGAUCAGGAUGGGGACGCAGGAGAGGCGGUUACUCUGGCCAAAGCGGCUUCACUGGAGUCGCCUCCUCUUCUUGUUAGGAAUGUUAAUCAUCGGUUCCACCUAUCAGCACCUGAGGAGACCCCGGGGCCUCCCCUCACUGUGGCCAUCGAUCUCUUCCCAACAGCCUGUAAAACUGGCCAGCCGGGAUCUCCCCAACGAUGAGAUGAUGAUGGUGAGUGGUGACCCUCCAAAAGCUGGCUCUGAAAUGGAGGGUGAGACGCUGGCACCCCAAGCCACAGUGGGCGGGGAUGAAACAACACCUAGCAUCAUAAUGGAGAAUACCCCCAGUACACCGAGAAGAACAACCAAGAUCACUCCAACAACACUCAAGAAUAAUUACAGCCCAACAGCAGCAGGUACAGAAAGAGUAAAGGAAAACACCCCAACCACACCCAGUAAAGUACAGAAUCACUACACCCCAACUUCAAGCAGACAAAUAGUAAAAAAUUAUACCCCAACACGCAAGAGAGAAAUGGAGAGCUACAGCCCAACUCAAGCCAGGGGAAAGGUGAAGAAGUACCCCCCAUCUCCACCUGGUGGAACAGUAGACACUUAUGCUCCGUUCACACUCACGACAGUGGAAACAAGCCAGGCCAUCACCCCCAGGACAACGGUGAAAGACGGUGAAACUACGGCAACCUAUAAAAUACUGGAGACCAACUCUCCCAAGAGCAUACUGGAGGAAACCACCCCAACUACUCUCAAGGGAAUAGUUGGUAACUCCCCAACAUUUCUGGAAAAUGAGGUAAAAACAAACAUCUUGACUUCUCCAAGGAGUAUAGUGGAGAAGAACACCCUGACUACCUCCAAAAGAGUGGAAAAUAACAGCUCAACCAAUCCUUGGAGGUCAGUGGGAAAGACCAACCUGACAACUCCCCAAGGAACAGUCCUGGAGCACACACCAGCCAUCUCUGAGGGGCAAGUGAUAACAAGCACCACGGCAGGCAGCAGCCCAGCAGAAACCAAAGCCUCUACUGAUGCCUGGAGUGUUAGGAAUCCCUUGCGCAAAACCAGCACACCAGCCAUCAGAACAGCCUCAGCCACCAUCUGGGGGCUGGCAAAGAAAUCUUCCAUAGUACCCAGCAUCUCAGCAACCCCCAUAGUCAAGGCAUACCCAAUAACCCAGGUUCGUCACUAUGUGGUUGUGGAGUCAGCCCCAGCUGUGCCCACCAUGCCCUCCUGGAGUCUGACAACAGCCCUGCUCCCAGAGGCACCCAGUCCCAGUCCCUCAGUGCUGCCCUCCAACCAGGCAGACUUCUACCCUAAGGGAGAGUACCCCGUGGACCUGUUCAGUGUGGAGGAGCGACAGCAGGGCUGGGUGGUUCUACAUAUCUUCGGCAUGAUGUACGUGUUUGUGGCCUUGGCCAUUGUGUGUGAUGAGUACUUCGUCCCGUCCCUGGGCGUCAUCACAGACAAGCUGCAGAUCUCGGAGGAUGUGGCAGGUGCCACAUUCAUGGCUGCUGGCGGCUCCGCCCCCGAGCUGUUCACCUCUCUCAUUGGCGUCUUCAUUUCCCACAGCAACGUGGGCAUCGGCACCAUUGUGGGCUCUGCUGUGUUCAAUAUCCUUUUUGUCAUCGGCACCUGUUCCCUCUUCUCCCGGGAGAUCCUCAACCUCACCUGGUGGCCCUUGUUCCGUGAUGUCACCUUCUACAUCUUUGACCUGAUAAUGCUCAUCCUCUUCUUCCUGGACAGCCUAAUUGCCUGGUGGGAGAGCCUACUGCUGCUGCUGGCCUAUAUCCUCUAUGUGUUCACCAUGAAGUGGAACAAGCAGAUCGAGCUCUGGGCGAAGGAGCAAAUCAGCAGGAGGCCAGUGGCCAAGGUCAUGGCCCUGGGGGACCUCAGCAAGCUGGGCAAUGGGGCCAUUGCAGUGGAUGAGCUCCAUGAUAACAAGAAGCUGAAACUCCCGUCCCUGCUGACCAGCGGGAGCAGCUCAGCCUCUCUGCACAACAGCACCACCCGCAGCACCAUCUACCAGCUCAUGCUCCGCAGCCUGGACCCUUUGGGGGAAGCCCACCCCUCCAAGGACAAGGAGGAGGAGAGCUUGGAUCAGGAGGCCACAGCACAAUCCCAGACCAAAGCAGAAAGCAAACUGGAAGAGGAGGAGCCAGCCCAGUUCCCUGCGGUCACAGUCACACCAACCCCUGCUCCAGAUGUCAAGGGAGAUCAAGAGGAGGAUCCUGGAGGUCAGGAAGAUGUGGCUGGAGCUGACGGCCCAGGUGAAGUGACAGGUGAAGAGGGUGUAGCUCCUGGUGCAGGUGACACUGGAGAGAACAGUGGAGGUGAAACUCAACCCAGAGGUACAGGUGAAAUUGAAGCAGAAGAAAAAAGUGACAAUGGAAAUGAAGGUGAACGGGAAAUCCAAGGAGAUGGUGAAAUGGAAGGUGAUGAAGGUGAAACUGAAGGCCAGGAAUCACAUGCUGAAAAUGAAGGUGAAGCCAAAAGUGAUGAGAAAGGCGUAGAUGGUGACGGGGGAGGUGAUGGAGGUGACAGUGACGAGGAGGAGGAGGAGGAAGAGGAGGAGGAAGAGGAUGACGAUGAAGAGGAGGAGGGGAAUGAGGAGCCUCUGUCUCUGGACUGGCCUGAGACCAGGCAGAAGCAGGCCAUUUACCUCUUCCUCCUGCCCAUCGUGCUCCCACUGUGGCUGACGGUGCCUGAUGUCCGGAGGCAGGAGUCUAGGAAGUUUUUUGUUAUCACCUUCCUGGGAUCCAUCGUGUGGAUAGCCAUGUUCUCAUACCUCAUGGUGUGGUGGGCUCACCAGGUUGGUGAAACAAUAGGCAUCUCUGAAGAGAUUAUGGGUUUAACAAUCCUAGCAGCAGGGACAUCAAUUCCUGACCUCAUCACCAGUGUGAUUGUCGCUCGGAAAGGCCUGGGAGACAUGGCUGUGUCAAGCUCUGUGGGCAGUAACAUAUUUGAUAUCACCGUGGGCUUGCCCGUUCCUUGGUUGCUCUUUUCUCUUAUCCAUGGAUUACGGCCUGUUCCAGUCAGCAGCAAUGGCUUGUUUUGUGCAAUUGUUUUGCUUUUUCUCAUGCUCCUGUUUGUGAUCUCUUCAAUUGCAUUGUGCAAAUGGAGAAUGAACAAGAUCCUGGGCUUCGUAAUGUUCCUCCUUUACUUUGUGUUCCUGAUAAUCAGUGUGUUGUUAGAAGAUCGAAUCAUAUCCUGUCCUGUAUCUGUCUGA
This is a messenger RNA of Cynocephalus volans (Philippine flying lemur), 3225 nucleotides long. RefSeq names its product solute carrier family 24 member 1 (gene SLC24A1). Gene Ontology annotation, cellular component: plasma membrane. The record is from RefSeq and is a predicted model, not a curated record. The transcript is spliced from 9 exons. The coding region runs from base 1 to 3225 and encodes 1074 amino acids. Gene Ontology annotation, biological process: calcium ion transmembrane transport; intracellular calcium ion homeostasis; visual perception. Gene Ontology annotation, molecular function: calcium channel activity; calcium, potassium:sodium antiporter activity. NCBI's taxonomy places the organism in Eukaryota, Metazoa, Chordata, Mammalia, Dermoptera, Cynocephalidae.